Molecule: messenger RNA, 1077 nt
Organism: Rotaria sp. Silwood1
Lineage: Eukaryota; Metazoa; Rotifera; Eurotatoria; Philodinida; Philodinidae
Source: the annotation of a GenBank genome assembly
AUGGCGUUACUUAAUAUCGACGUUUCAGCAACACCAGUUAGUAUAGUAGCUUAUUCGUUUAUUGGUAUAACAUAUCUAGCAAUUCUAUAUGGUAUAUAUGGUGCUCUAUUUACUUUUUUUCAAUUUCUUCGUGUUGGUCGAAAACGCUUUUUUCAACGAGUCGAUCGGCCAUCACCACCAUCGAAAGCAAUGGAUCCCAUUUAUGGUAAUCAUGAAAUGAUUAAAUUAAAGUCUUCGGGUAUAUCACUUCAUUAUGUAUCAAAAGGUUUACCAAAUCAACGAAUGUUAUUAUUUGUUCAUGGUUUUCCUGAAUGUUGGUAUUCAUGGCGAAAUCAAAUAAAGCAUUUUUCGAAAAAGUAUCGUGUUGUUGCUAUUGAUCAACGUGGUUAUGGUCUUAGUUCGAAACCACCUUUUGUUUCUGAUUAUCGACUUGAAGCAUUAGCUGGUGAUGUUGCUGAUGUUAUUGAACAACUGGGUUAUGAGUCAUGUGUUUUAGUUGGUCAUGAUUCAGGUGGUUAUGUUGUAUGGGCAACUGCAGUACUUUAUCCUCAUUUAAUUGAGAAAUUGGUUAUCAUGAAUUGUCCACAUCCAGGUGCUUUUCGUCGAGAAUUAACAUUAAGUCAAAUUCAUCGAUCAUGCCAAAUUCCAUUUUUACCAGAACUGUCAUUUCAAGCAGAUGAUUUUUCAAUUUUUAAAAAAGCUUUUCAUGAAAAACCAACUGCAUUAGUUAAUAAAAACAAUAUUACAGAUGAAGAUAUUAACGUAUAUAAAUAUACAUUUUCUCAAAAAGGGACAACAAAAGCUGCCCUCAAUUAUUUUCGUGCUUUAUUUCGUUAUCAAAAUCACUUUUCAACAGUACAAAUCACUGCCCCAGUCUUACUUUUAUGGGGUUGUCCAGAUCCAACAUUAAAUGAAGGUCUUGCUGAUGCUAGCCAAGCAUUUUGUUCUGAUCUUCGAAUAAAAAAAAUUCCUAAUGCAUCACGUUGGAUUAAUCAAGAUUUACCGGAUGCUGUUAACAAAUAUAUUGAAGUUUUUCUUAAUGAAACUCCUGACAUUGAAGCACCAUAUGAUUUUUAA